Messenger RNA from Scylla paramamosain (green mud crab), 1375 nucleotides. RefSeq names its product eukaryotic translation elongation factor 1 epsilon-1-like (gene AIMP3). The record is from RefSeq and is a predicted model, not a curated record. Gene Ontology annotation, biological process: positive regulation of DNA damage response, signal transduction by p53 class mediator. Gene Ontology annotation, cellular component: aminoacyl-tRNA synthetase multienzyme complex; nucleus; cytoplasm. The transcript has 4 exons. Bases 82 to 597 code for a protein of 171 amino acids. NCBI's taxonomy places the organism in Eukaryota, Metazoa, Arthropoda, Malacostraca, Decapoda, Portunidae.
CAUCAGAUAUCAACAAAAGCACGUGCCAGAGGUAGUAAGAUUUAAAGGGCCAGCAUAUUUCUCCCCAAUACCCACGUAAUUAUGGAGAAAAAAAUGCUGCGCGAGGUGGUGAAGUAUUUGAAGCUUGACAAAGUGAAGAUAGAUAAUGAUAAGGACACGGUUGCGGUGGAGGCAAAGGGGAAGAGGACCUCAGGGUUCGUCUGCGGCACCCUGGCCCUUGUCCGCACCUUUGGGCCUCACUUGGAGGGCGCCACACACCUGGAGAAGACCCUGGCUCACUCCUGGCUCACCUAUUUCUCCACGAGGCUCUUCCACUGUGCUUCAUUAGAGGCAUUGGGGAGUUGCCUGCACCACAUCAAUAAAGAGCUGGAGAACCGAGCCUUCCUGUGCGGCUUCACUCUGACCAUAGCUGAUGUUGUCUUGUUCCUGACACUCCAUCCUUUUGUCACAACCUGGUCGUUUAUGCAUAAGGAGCAGCACCAGAACCUGUCCCGGUGGUUCAAGACGGUUCAGAAUGAUGGAAGGUUCUCUGCCACUCACUCCCCUGUACAGUUUUCCAGGACCACACUGUAUGGAGGUUCUGUCAGGGUUCAUUGAUGUUAGUUGAGGUUCUGUAGUAUUUUUUUUUUUUCUUUUUCUCUCUCUUUUUUUAUUUAUUAUUAUUAUUAUUGCUGAUUUCCAUAGUUUUUUUUUUUAUCUUGUUUCUAUGUAUUCUUUUUUUUCUUUUUAUUUAUUUUUUUGUUUUUUUUCUUCUUAUUGUCAUUCACUGAUUUUAACUGAUGAGCUCUUUUCAAUUUUUACUUGUUUAUUUAUUUAUCUUUAUUUUUCUUCUUGUUCUGUUUGUUUAUUCUUGCCUUUUUCUCUUUUUUUUAUUUUAGUUUCUUUGCAUUUUCUUCCUGUUUCUAUUUAUCUUUAUUUUUCUGUUUCUCUCUUCCGUUCUCCUCUUUUUUCUGUAAUUAUUCUGGUCUAUACUUUCUUUUCCUGUUAUUUUCUUCCAUUUCUCUUUCAUAUCAUUCAUUUUCCUCAUAUCUCCUUUUCUUAUCCCAUCUUCUUCACUUCCUUUCUCCCUUCCUUUCUCUUCAACUCCUUUUCUUCUUCAUAUUUCCUCCUAUCCUAUCUUCAUAUUUUUUCUCCCUUCCUUUCCGUUCAACUCCUAAAAAUAAUUCUUUCCUUUUCCUUUUCAUAAUAACUCUCCUAUCAAUAUUCAGAGAGUGACCUGUUUUCUUUCCCCAAGCGUCAGUCACUUCUGCCCCUGUGAGUCGCAUUACCCUUUAUUUCCUGACCUUUGGGGAUCCACACAGCAAUAUAAGGUUGUUUUUCAUUCAUCUGAGCACAUUGUAAGACUGUCCCGUUCAUAUUAAAAUGGUAUAUCUUA